This is a messenger RNA of Caenorhabditis auriculariae, 1582 nucleotides long. The record is from the annotation of a GenBank genome assembly. Lineage: Eukaryota; Metazoa; Nematoda; Chromadorea; Rhabditida; Rhabditidae.
AUGGCUAUUUUAACCCGAUUCCUGCCAUUUUUAAAGUAACAAAUGAAUUAAUUUAUAGUUAAUUGAGAUAAAUGUUUAAGAUCGCCAGAAUAUUGGAUUGAGCGUUGGCGGUCGCUCUUCUUCUCUGUUUUUGCGAAGAAGCCGUUGAAGCCAGUUCAAGCGCCGGUUUUUGAGCCUCCCAAACCGCCGGUUGUACAGAAAGUCGAAAACAAAACGAUGCACACUUCUUCAGUUGUUAAAGCGGUUAGUUUUGAUGCAUUAAAUAGAAUUUUGAAGAAGAAAAGUGGUUUAGGCCGCGGCCCGAGUCCCAAUGAUCAAGUUCCUCGGGGCCAGACAUCCUCGGCCACAUUUUGACCGAUCCUCUUUGCCUCCUCUUCAAGUUUCCGGUAAUAUUCAAGGUGAGAAGACUUUAGCAGUUAUGAAAAAUAAUUUUGCUAUUCCAUGUAUUCAAGGUGUUUAGUAAAGCACAAUUACAUUUAAACAAAAGCAUAAUUUUUCUAAAUUUUAAUUUUUAUGGCAAGAAGGCUGCGCUCUUAAUUAUGCAACCCUUUUCAGAUUUUUCAACAUUUUAUCUUUUUUCCUGUCUAUUUCACUCCUUGUUGACUGAAUAGUAUUUGCAGUUGUCAUAGCUUUUUUGGCUCAUGCAAAUGAUUGAAAUCGAAAAUUCUUGUUGAAAAUUUUUUCUAAGCUCAUUAAUAAUUUGUGAGUUGUAGAGGUUUUCUUUGUGGAAGUAUGCUUUGAGCGUCUUUUUUUUAUUAUUUCCUCCCGGAAACAGCAAAUGAGGCAUCCUUAUUAUAUACAAAACCAUGUUAUCCAUCAAUAAUGUACAAAUUUUUUUUCGAUUUCAGUGGCAAAAGCAGAGCAAUCGAACUCCCCGGCCAAGGCUUCCUCGAUCGGCUCCGUCGGGAAACUGCCGCGGGGCUCCGGAAUCGAGGAAUCGCAGCUCCCGCAAAAUUACCGCCGACGGCCGAUUUCCGAAGAAGAGUGCGACGCGAUCAAUGUUCGUUGUUGCUAUUUUCGGGCCGUCGGUUGCCCUGGUGACCUCGGACGCUUCCUUUCCUUUUUUCUUCUUCAAGAAGAGCCAGCGGUCAAGAAAUAUAUAGUUGUUUCACUUGAGUCAAAAAUUCUUCGCGACAGAUAUUCGUUCGCCGCGCUUCCUAUGUACCUUUAAACUUCAACUCACUUUCGAAAAUUUCCUUCAAGUUGCUUACUUUCCUUUUACUGUGAAAAUUUUUAGUGGCGACUGUAGGGUUUUGGCGUUUUAUUGGCCACUAUGGUAAUCGUAUGAAUGGCGGCUGAACAGGCUAAAAUUUAAUGGCCUCUUUAGGAGUGGUACUGCUAGACCUAUAAAAAGUACUAUAGCGACCACUUAGACGCAAUUAAGUGGCUUCCAUAGAGGUGGUUCAGUGGCCACUCCAGUGUCAUCUCUAAGUGGUCUAUGAGGAACCUCUUAAGAGGAAACUAGAGUUUUUUUCCCAGUAGUGUUUUUCUCAAAAAUCGAACACAAAAAAAUAAAAAAAUAAAAUUUUUUUCUUUUUUUAACCUUGAUUUUUUUCAGUCCGGCUUCUUCUACACUCGAUAA